AGGCGGAUAGGGAGAGACGAGAGGAGAGGUCCAUGGACGAAGUAGAAUAGAAGAGUGCGAAGUCCUCGUCUCCACUCUACGCGCGACCCACGACAUAUCAUAAAAACGCACACGACCAUGUGAGCAUGAGCAGUAAAAUAUUCUCAAUAAAUACCUCCUCAAACCUUCACCACAGCUUGAGCCCUUGUUUCGUUUCUCCGUGAAGAAAUUUACACUAGCCUAUUUCAUAGAUGCUCCUCAAUCAAAUCACUUGCUUAUGUGAGAGGGAAUUCUUUUUAUAUGGAUUGGUUGAGAAAUUUUAGUCACUGCUAGUCUUUGAUGCUUUUCUUGCUUCAGAUAUGGCUUCAAAGUGCCCGUCAUUUUCCUGUCUAGCAGCUUCUCUGUCUUCUCCUUUCCAACGCCGGAAAACUGCCCAGCUUUCCUAGGAGGGGUGCAGCCAGAGCGGAGGCAACAAUGUCCAUUUUUCUUUUGUUCACACUGAUGUUUGGGACCUUAUGGUACUUGCUCAAAUUGAGGAUAUCGCAAAGGUUGCUCAACAGCCAGCAAAAUAGUGCGCAGCAGUUAACAUACACUAGAGACAAUUCAAACCAGUCAAUACAUGGAAUGAGGAAGAUAAAUGGAAGGACCCAGAAGCAGCGGUAUCUUGUUUUUGUCGUCUCUGAGGAUCAAUCACAACAUAAUGAGCUCAAAACAGAUGAUCUAGUGCCGGAAAACCAUGAUAUGGAUUCUGAAGAUAUCUCAAUUGCUAGCAAUUCUUCUUUCCAUUCACCAAGUGGUGAAGGAAAGCCUGGUGUAAUCUCAUUUUAUAAUCGUCCAUAUAGGAAAGAUAGUGAGAUGCUUCCGUUGAAUGCAGAGAGGAGUCAAAACAGCAUACUAUGGUUUAUGGGCCCUGCAGUUCUUGUUGCUUCCUUCAUUUUUCCUUCACUCUAUUUACGUAGAAUUCUUUCUGUCAUCUUUGAGGACUCUUUGUUGACUGAUUUCCUCAUAUUAUUCUUCACAGAGGCAAUUUUCUAUUGUGGUGUUGCUGUAUUUCUUCUUCUACUGGACCAUUUAAGGAGGCCAGUGCAACUGGAUGUUGCUGCAAACAAUAGUGAUUCUCCUACUCCUCAACUGGGACAAAGGAUCUCUUCUGUUGCUACUCUAGUGCUUAGUCUUAUAAUUCCUAUGGUCACUAUGGGCUUGGUCUGGCCAUGGACAGGCCCUGCGGCUUCUGCAACUCUUGCUCCAUACCUGGUUGGUAUAAUCGUACAAUUUGCAUUUGAGCAAUAUGCUCGUUAUCGGAAGUCCCCUUCAUGGCCUGCUAUACCCUUUAUCUUUCAGGUUUAUAGACUGCACCAACUAAAUAGGGCAGCACAACUGGUGACAGCUCUGUCAUUUACUGUUAGAGGAGCUGAAAUGACCUCACAUAACCUCGCUAUAAAUAGCUCUUUGGGUACCCUUUUAAACGUCUUACAGUUCCUUGGUGUGAUUUGCAUCUGGUCUCUCUCAAGUUACCUCAUGAGGUUUCUACCUCCUGUUUCUGCAACAACGCAAUGAUGUCCAUACUUUCAUGUAAGAUAUUCUCAUUAGCCAAAGCACGCCCAGUUCUUCUGCGUGCAGAUUUUACUCAUCAUCCUCUGUAUAUUUCAAGGAUAUUAGUAUAAAUUCUUUUGAGCUUUCAGUUAAAUUUUUUAAAUGGGAUAAUUUUGUGUGUUUUAAUUA
Messenger RNA from Prosopis cineraria, 1701 nucleotides. RefSeq lists its product as uncharacterized. The record is from RefSeq and is a predicted model, not a curated record. NCBI's taxonomy places the organism in Eukaryota, Viridiplantae, Streptophyta, Magnoliopsida, Fabales, Fabaceae. Bases 454 to 1536 code for a protein of 360 amino acids. Gene Ontology annotation, cellular component: chloroplast. The transcript is spliced from 6 exons.